Messenger RNA from Argiope bruennichi, 2696 nucleotides. RefSeq names its product probable ATP-dependent RNA helicase DDX23. NCBI's taxonomy places the organism in Eukaryota, Metazoa, Arthropoda, Arachnida, Araneae, Araneidae. Gene Ontology annotation, biological process: mRNA splicing, via spliceosome. The transcript has 18 exons. Gene Ontology annotation, cellular component: catalytic step 2 spliceosome. Gene Ontology annotation, molecular function: RNA binding; ATP binding; RNA helicase activity. Bases 93 to 2468 code for a protein of 791 amino acids. The record is from RefSeq and is a predicted model, not a curated record.
GGAUUUAACUGUAACUGUGACUACGCUGAAAUUGAUGUGUUUUAUUUGUUUAUAAACUUAACUUUCGUUGAUUGAAAAUCAUAUUUAAUAAGAUGGACUAUGUAGAUAAGCGCAAUUCUGAACAUGCUAUAGAUAGAUCAAGAUCUGAAAAAAGAAGAAGAUCACGUUCACGCAGUCCUCGUCGGCAUAAAAGAUCUCGUAGUAGAGAAAGAAGGUCACGGUCAAGGAGUAGAGAUAGACACAGACAUAAAGAGAGAGAUCGUGAAAGAGAUAAGCACAGGUCAAAAGAUAAAGAUAAAUCCAGAGAUAAAGACAAAUCUAAACAUAAGGACAAAUCCAAAGACAAAGAUAAAAACCAUGUCAAAGAUGAGGCUAAUGAUGAGGAAGAAGGAAAGAAUGAUAAAAUUAAAAAAGAACCUCUUUCUCUUGAAGAGCUUAUGGCCAAACGUCAGGCAGAAGAAAUGGCAAGAAGCAAACCUGUGUUUUUAACGAAAGAACAAAGAGCUGCUGAAGCAUUGAAAAGAAGGCAGCAAGAAGUCGAAGAGCAACGAAAAAGAAUGGAUGAAGAAAGAAAGAUUAGAAUGCAAUUCAUGGAAGAAGCUAAGCAUUCUCAGGAGAAUGAUAAAGAAAGAGAAAGACGUGAAAGAAGAGAGAAAAGAGAAGCAGAAGAAGCAAAUGCUCUGAAUGCUACUGCUACAGAGACAGACCGUGACAAAGUUAGAGAAAUUAAAGACAAAGAAAAGGAGCUGGAGGCCAUUCGAGAAAGAUAUUUAGGCUUAAUGAAAAAGAAAAGACGUGUUCGUCGUUUGAAUGAUCGGAAAUUUGUUUUCGACUGGGAUGCAUCUGAAGACACAGCUGUUGAUUAUAAUCCUAUAUACAAGGAGAGGCACACUGUCCAGUUUUUUGGUCGAGGACAUGUUGCUGGUAUUGAUUUAAAAAGUCAAAAGAAAGAACAAUCAAAAUUCUAUGGUGAAUUACUUGAAAUGAGAAGAACUGUUGCAGAAAAAGAACAGGAAAUAAUACGUUUGAAGAAAAUCAAGAGGAAAGAAGAUAAACAGAAAUGGGAUGAUCGUCAUUGGUCUCAAAAAUCAAUAGAGGAAAUGACAGAGAGAGAUUGGCGUAUUUUUCGUGAAGAUUUCAAUAUAUCUAUCAAAGGAGGUCGUAUACCAAAUCCUAUUAGACACUGGAAGGAGUCUGGAUUGACUAAGCCAAUAUUAGAUAUAAUUGAUCAAUUAGGUUAUAAGGAACCAACUCCUAUUCAGCGACAGGCCAUUCCUAUUGGUCUCCAAAAUCGUGAUAUCAUUGGUGUUGCUGAAACUGGUAGUGGUAAAACAUUAGCCUUCUUAAUUCCACUUCUAGUAUGGAUUACAUCUUUACCAAAGAUUGUGAGAAAUGAAGAUAUAGAUCAAGGACCAUAUGCUAUAAUUAUGGCUCCAACUCGUGAGUUGGCUCAACAAAUUGAAGAAGAAACUAUCAAAUUUGCCAAAACUUUGGAUAUUCGUACUGUAGCUGUUAUUGGUGGUUUGUCUAGGGAAGAGCAGGGCUUUAGACUUCGACUUGGAUGUGAAAUUGUUAUUGCUACUCCUGGUCGUUUGAUAGAUGUUCUAGAAAACAGAUAUUUAGUUCUAAAUCGCUGUACAUAUAUUGUCCUUGAUGAAGCUGAUAGAAUGAUUGACAUGGGUUUUGAACCUGAUGUUCAAAAGAUUUUGGAAUACAUGCCUGUCACAAAUCAGAAACCAGACACUGAUGAAGCUGAAGAUGAGGAGAAAUUACUUGCUAAUUUCAAUUCCAAAAAUAAAUACAGACAAACUGUGAUGUUUACGGCUACUAUGCCCCCAGCAGUUGAAAGGCUUGCUAGAUCAUAUCUGAGAAGACCUUCCAUUGUAUAUAUAGGUUCAGUUGGAAAACCAGUUGAAAGAGUUGAACAAAUUGUCUAUGUUGUCACAGAGAAUGUUAAGAGGAAGAAGCUUCUUGAAAUACUUGCUGAAGGUAUUGAGCCUCCAGUUAUUAUAUUCGUCAACCAGAAGAAAGGUGCUGAUGUUUUGGCUAAAGGGCUUGAAAAGAUGGGAUACAAUGCAUGUACUCUCCAUGGUGGUAAAGGGCAAGAGCAGAGAGAGUAUGCAUUGGCUAGUUUGAAAACUGGAUCCAAAGAUAUCUUGGUUGCUACUGAUGUAGCCGGAAGAGGUAUUGAUAUCCAAAAUGUAUCAAUGGUCAUCAAUUAUGACAUGGCUAAAACUAUUGAAGAUUAUACUCAUAGGAUCGGUCGUACUGGACGUGCUGGUAAGCAUGGUAUUGCAGUGACCUUAAUAACUAAAGAAGACUCACAUCUGUUUUAUGACUUGAAGCAGUUGAUUAUGUGUAGCCCUAUUUCAACUUGUCCUCCUGAACUUGCAAAUCAUCCUGAUGCUCAGCAUAAACCUGGAACAGUUAUUACCAAGAAAAGAAGAGAGGAGAAGAUAUUUGCUUAGUUUGUUGUAAGAAAAAAGCAUUUGUUAAUUUUGCUCAUAAAACUUCAUAUGUUUCAUUCAAAUGUAAAUACUGAUGAACUAAAAAUAUUGUUCAACAUGAAGUGUUUUGAUGAUAUUAAUGAUUGUUGCUGUUGGCAUUGUCAGAUCUCUUAAAAUUGUAAAUGACAACCUUUUUACAAAUAGAUCAUAAUCUUUUGUCAUGGCGAAAUAAAAAGGUAUUUUUAUCUA